Pyrenophora tritici-repentis Pt-1C-BFP is the source of this 750-nucleotide messenger RNA. RefSeq lists its product as uncharacterized. NCBI's taxonomy places the organism in Eukaryota, Fungi, Ascomycota, Dothideomycetes, Pleosporales, Pleosporaceae. The record is from RefSeq and is a predicted model, not a curated record.
AUGGGGGGAUAUUCUAACAUCACAGAUCCGAACAGUACAGACGAAGGGAAGAUCAAGCUUCAGCCUCAAAGUCCUCUCCUCCGACUAUCAGCCGAGCUGCGAAACAUGAUCUACCGUUUCCUGUAUUCCGAAAAGGAAGACAUACACAUAAUACUCCCUAACCUUCAGGGUACUGCAAGACUGCGGCAGUUACUCAAGCUCGCCACCCUACGACACGUAUGCCGACAGCUCCGUCUGGAGACAACUGGAAUGGGCCGUAACAUUGUCCCGCAUCAGGAUCUCAGCGCAAUGCAUUCUUUCUUCCUCGACAAUCUAAAGCUCGUCCUUUUCCGCACCUAUGGUGCACAACUGUUCACACGCUUUCCCCAAGAUACAUAUAUCCAAGUUUCAAUAUGGCUGUGCCAUCUAAACCCAGACUCGAAGGUACAUGUUCUUGCCGAUAUCCUCGAGUUUCGACUAGGAAUGCGCGCUAUGCUAGCCCAGGGUGCGGCAUUACAGCGUGUUUUACGGGAUCGUCCGCUGCCGUUCACCAUGGACCCUCACUUUGACAAGGAAGUGGCAAGCAAUGUGAGAAUCUUUAAACUCCUUCUAUCCACGGCAGAGGAAUGGCAGCAUAUACCUGAUAACUUACGGGUGUAUCCGCUACAGCAGCUCAACGAGGAAGAGCUGGAGUGCUCGGAUUUGAAGAAGGAGAGUUAUUUCAAAGAGUGGGCCGAGCAGAUUCACGAGUGGUAUACGAAUGGGAUUUGA